Messenger RNA from Archocentrus centrarchus (flier cichlid), 2393 nucleotides. RefSeq names its product aarF domain containing kinase 5 (gene adck5). The record is from RefSeq and is a predicted model, not a curated record. The transcript has 16 exons. Lineage: Eukaryota; Metazoa; Chordata; Actinopteri; Cichliformes; Cichlidae. Bases 175 to 1944 code for a protein of 589 amino acids.
UCCCGCCCGUAAACAGGAAAGCGCAACACUGCAGCGACACGGGUCGCUACAGCAUCCGGAAAAACACCAGAGAGCCUCUAGUAUCGCCGAGAACUCCCACUUUGUGGAACUCCGUGUUCUUAGGGGGCGCUCCCGAGCUAGUCCGGAGUGAAUAGGUCCCAAUGGAGGAAAGAAAUGUUUACCGUCAGGCAUGAAGCGAGCAGCAACCUUCUCAUAGUAGUCUCCACAUUUAAAUUGUGCCUGCAUCACCUGGCUCUCCUCCGAAGAGCUCCACAUCCUGGCUCAUCAUCACUCCCAGCAAGGCGAUCUUUUAGUUGGCUAAGGGAAGGUAAACGCAGAGGGCGGUUAUGGAAGACACUAGUGGCCCUCUCUGUUGGUGUACCUGUGGUGGUGAGUGUCAAGUAUGCUGUGUCAGAGCCACGACAGAAGAGGAAGAUGAGAAUUGUGAUUGAAGGCUUUGGCCGCUUCUGCAGGUCUCUGUCUGUGGGGCUCUUCAUUUCUGCUGAUUACUGGUGGACCACCAACGUGCUCCUCCAUGGAAUGGAUGAGAGCAGUCCAUCCUACAUCACUAAGAUGUCAGCCUGCCACCAGAGGGCAGCAGAGUCCAUGGUGGAAGGAGCCGUAAAGAACGGAGGCCUGUACAUUAAACUUGGCCAAGGCCUGUGUUCCUUCAACCAUCUGCUUCCUCCCGAGUAUAUCCGCACCCUCCAAAUACUGGAAGAUAAGGCCCUAAAUAGGAGGUACAAAGAGGUGGAUGCUCUCUUUGAAGAAGACUUCAACAAAACCCCAGAGCAGCUUUUUAAAACAUUUGACUAUGAGCCCGUCGCUGCUGCCAGCUUAGCUCAGGUUCAUAAAGCACAGCUGAUGGAUGGGACUCCCGUUGCCGUGAAGGUACAGUACAUUGACCUCAGGGAUCGCUUUGAUGGAGAUAUCCGAACAUUGGAGAUCCUGCUGGAUAUUAUUAAGUUUAUGCACCCGAGCUUUGGAUUCCGAUGGGUUCUUAAGGACUUGAAGGGAACACUGGCUCAAGAGCUGGACUUUGAGAAUGAGGCCAGAAACUCUGAGAGGUGUGCAGAGGAGCUGAAACACUUUAAAUUUGUUGUUGUACCUAAAGUCUUCUGGGAGCAAACUAGCAAGAGAGUGCUGACAGCAGAGUUUUGCGACGGCUGCAAAAUCAACAACGUGGAAGAAAUAAAACGACAAGGAUUAAGUUUGAAGGAUACUGCAGAUAAGCUGAUCAGAACAUUUGCUGAGCAGAUAUUCUACACUGGUUUUAUCCAUGCGGACCCCCAUCCUGGGAAUGUUCUCGUAAGACGAGGUCCUGACAACAAGGCGGAGCUGGUGCUGUUGGACCAUGGCUUAUACGAAUACCUCAGUCAACAUGAUAGAGAGGCCCUCUGUAAACUGUGGAGGUCCAUAGUCCUGAGAGACGAGGCAGAAAUGAAGCAGCAGUCCAGUGCCCUCGGGGUCAAAGAGUACUUUCUCUUCUGCGAGAUGCUGCUGCAGCGACCAAUCAGCAUGCGCAAGCUGGAUCUGUCCAACAUCCUGAGCAGAGAGGAGACGGCUUACAUGCGUGAAAUGGCCAUUCACCGCUUCGAGAGCAUCAUGCAGGUGCUGAAAUCAAUGCCUCGGCCCAUGCUGCUGGUGUUCAGGAACAUCAAUACGGUGCGAAGCAUCAACAUCACACUGGGGGCACUGGUGGAUCGUUACUUUGUCAUGGCCAAGAGUGCUGUGCGAGGCUGGGGGAAGAUUCAGGCUGAGAAGUCCAGCAUGCCCCGGCUUUGGGUCUUCAGCUGGGGAAGGACAGUAUGGGAGAAUGUCAAGUUUGAAGUUGCUUUGAGGUCAGAGAUGGUAAUGAUGAGCCUGACGCGUGCGGCCCUGAGGCUGCUGGAGUACUUGGGCCUCCUGUCUCUGGACUCUGAUUUGUACGAGUACCUGAGAUAGUGCACAACACUACAAAGGAUUCAUUCCAGACACGAGUGAGUGCAGCACAACAACAAUGAGCCUUUCACUCACCAGCAGCAGCUCUGAGUACUGAGUACGGUGUUGUUCGACUGCAAGUAACUUUCCCACCAAACCCCCUUCGGAGUUGUGCUGGGGGUGAAUGUGCUCCACCUACAGGACUGUAAAGCAUCCAUCCUGUGGGGGGAGAGGAACUAAACCACAACUGAUUUAAAAUAAUUUAAGGACCUUAUGAACAGGAUAAGCAGAAGAGGAUGGAUGGCUGUUUUAAGUGUAAUCUUGGGAGACCAAAUCCCAUUCAAACCCAAAUGUGAUUUUUAACUUGCAUUUUUUUCUAUGACACUGGUGACAUUUAAUCAAUUAUUCUGUCACAGUAUUGUGUCCAAUGCUACCUAGUUGUAUUUAAAUUAUAAUAAAGUAUGAACAAAUCA